Molecule: messenger RNA, 1384 nt
Organism: Zalophus californianus (California sea lion)
Lineage: Eukaryota; Metazoa; Chordata; Mammalia; Carnivora; Otariidae
Product: L-lactate dehydrogenase A chain-like
Exons: 2
Coding region: 97-939 (280 amino acids)
Biological process (GO): carboxylic acid metabolic process
Cellular component (GO): cytoplasm
Molecular function (GO): L-lactate dehydrogenase (NAD+) activity
Source: RefSeq, a predicted model, not a curated record
GGAGCCGCUGCCGCCGAGUCCGGAUUCAACCUCGCGCGCCGCUGACGCCCGCCCGCCCGACGUGCACUCCCGAUUCCUUUUGGUUCUACGUCCAAAAUGGCAACUCUCAAAGAUCAGCUGAUUCAGAAUCUUCUUAAGGAAGAACAUACCCCCCAGAAUAAGAUCACAGUUGUUGGGGUUGGUGCUGUUGGCAUGGCUUGUGCCAUCAGUAUCUUAAUGAAGGACUUGGCAGAUGAACUUGCUCUUGUUGAUGUCAUGGAAGACAAACUCAAGGGAGAGAUGAUGGAUCUCCAGCACGGCAGCCUUUUCCUUAGAACACCAAAAAUUGUCUCUGGCAAAGAUUAUAAUGUGACUGCAAACUCCAAGCUGGUUAUCAUCGCAGCUGGGGCACGUCAACAAGAGGGAGAAAGCCGUCUUAAUUUGGUCCAGCGUAAUGUGAACAUUUUUAAGUUCAUCAUUCCUAAUAUCGUAAAAUAUAGCCCAAACUGCAAGUUGCUUGUCGUUUCCAAUCCAGUGGAUAUCUUGACCUAUGUGGCUUGGAAGAUAAGUGGCUUUCCCAAAAACCGUGUUAUUGGAAGUGGUUGCAAUCUGGAUUCAGCCCGGUUCCGUUACCUAAUGGGGGAAAGACUGGGAGUUCACCCAUUAAGCUGUCACGGGUGGGUCCUUGGGGAGCAUGGAGACUCCAGUGUGCCUGUAUGGAGUGGAGUGAACAUUGCUGGUGUCUCUCUGAAGAAUCUGCACCCUGACUUAGGCACUGAUGCAGAUAAGGAACAGUGGAAAGAGUGCAGAUACACUUUGGGGGAUACAAAAGGAGCUGCAGUUUUAAAGUUUUCUAAUGUACCACUUCACUGUCUAGACUAUAGCAGGAUUUUAAUUGGAGGUUGUGUAUAUUGUCCUUAUUAUCUGAUCUGUUACUCAAGUAAUAUUAAAAUGGCCUAAGAAAAAAGUCAGUUUCCUAAAGUUCCAAAUAGGAAUGGUUCACCAAACCCUACAGCUGUAUCCUGGUACUGGAUGAUACCUGUCUUUGUAGCCCUAAAUUGGUUAACGUAAGUUAGCCCCACCGUCUCAGAGGCUCCACUGCCAGAACUGAGGUUGCUCUGCACACCAGAUGUGUGUUUACUGUGUGCUCUGUCACUUCGGGUUCCUUCCCCCAACACCCGACAUGCCUAGUCCAUCUUUUCCAGUCAGUCACGUUCUGGGAUCCAAUGUAUAAAUUCAAUAUUGAGUGUAUUGUGCAUAACUGUCCUAAAGGAUCUUACUUUGUGUACCAUGUAUGUCAGAAUAUAGUGUACAUGGCCAUAUAAUGUAAAAAGACAAUGCAGCCAACUAAGUGUCAUACCAACUAAAAUACCAAAUAAAUUUUGAACGGUGACUCUUUUGAAAA